AGCACAGCCAGUGUAGUAGACUGCUAGCAGCUCCUGCUCCUGCUCCUGCUCCUCCGCCUUGCUUCUCCUCUUUCUCUCUCUCUCUUUUAUCUUGACCAUCUGACCCCAGCCCGACGGACGGAAGCGAUGGCCUUGCCACCAGGCGGAGCCGGACGGGGGCCACCGGCGGGCCCUUUUACGCGGCUGCCCACCCCUGGCCUGGCCGGGUACAACGUCGCCUGGUCGCCCUUCUAUCCCGACAAGCUCGCCGUCGCCGGUGCGGCCAACUACGGCCUCGUGGGCAAUGGGAAACUCAACGUCAUUGGCCUCGUCCAGCAGGGAGCAGCGGGGCCGCCGGGGAUGCGCAUCGAACGCGGCUUCGACACGCAAGAUGGUCUCUACGAUCUCGCCUGGUCCGAGGCGCACGAGAACCAGGUCGCGACGGCGUCGGGCGACGGCAGCAUCAAGCUCUGGGACAUUUCCCUUGCUGAGCCGCACCCAAUCCGGCACUGGCACGAGCAUGCGCGCGAGGUCUUUAGCUUGGACUGGAACAAUGUGCGCAAGGAUGUCUUUGCCAGCUCGAGCUGGGACGCCAGUGUCCGCGUGAUGGAGAUGGAAGAAGAGAUGGAAGGAGAGACAGAGGGAGAGGCAGAGGGAGGAGGAGAGGAAGAGAAUAUCCGACACCAGUGGCACCCCGAGCGGCCAAGCUGCAUGACGGCUAUCACGUCGCACACGGCCUGCGUCUAUGGCUGCGCAUGGUCGCCCCACAGCGCCGACCUGCUCGCGACGGCGUGCGGCGACGGCCACCUGCGCCUCUUUGACCUGCGCUCAUCGACGAUGACCUCGGCCACACCCGGCGUGGGCGCGAGUCAGGCGCCCGUCGCCACCGUCCCCGUCGGCGGCGAGGUGCUCUCGCUCGACUGGAACAAGUACCGGCCCAUGACGCUCGCCACGGGCAGCACCGACCGCGCCGUCAAGGUCUGGGACCUCCGCGCCCUCGUCGCCGCCUCGGCCUCCUCCCCCGGCCAGCCGGCGGCGGGCGGCGCCAUGGGCCCCGCCAACACGGCCAUCAUGAUGGGCCACGAAUACGCGGUGCGCAAGGUGGCCUGGAGCCCGCACCGGCCAAACGUCCUCGCCUCGGCGAGCUACGACAUGUCUGCGCGCGUCUGGGACGUCGAUGCCGGCGAGAAGAUGGCUGCGGGCCCCCUCGUGGGCGCCGGCCCCAGGAGCCUCACGGCAGUCCACGAUGCACACACCGAGUUCGUCGUCGGCCUGGCUUGGAGCCUGUUUCAAGAGGGCCUCGUGGCUACAUGCGCAUGGGACUGCGAAGCGCACCUCUGGGCGGCAAGAUGACCCUUCUCAACUUCAUCAUCUUCCCUCUCUCCCCUUGUACUCUAGCAACACAUACUCGCUACCCUUUUCUUCAAUAUAGAGAGUCAAUCCCUGGCAUGGUUCAUGGCCGUGGCAUGGGUGGAAACAGAGGAUCGUUUACGAAUACAGGUCGGGAGGGGCCGAGAGAGAGAAAAAAAAACGAAGACGAGCGGGCCGGGAGGAAGAGAGGACAGCAGGCAGGCGGGCAGGGAAGAAGUUGUGGCGGCCGAAGUGGGGGCGUCUCGUCGAGUCCAUUUUUUGUUGGUGUCGUAUGUCGUCUUGGGGGCUCACUGGCUCAGGAUCUGGCGGACAAAGGACUCGUAGUUGAUGUUUCCGUCAGGUCCGACCUGGACGCCCUUGAGGAGCUCGUCGACCUCUUC
Molecule: messenger RNA, 1730 nt
Organism: Acaromyces ingoldii
Lineage: Eukaryota; Fungi; Basidiomycota; Exobasidiomycetes; Exobasidiales; Cryptobasidiaceae
Product: WD40 repeat-like protein
Exons: 5
Coding region: 127-1332 (401 amino acids)
Biological process (GO): protein import into peroxisome matrix
Cellular component (GO): peroxisomal matrix; cytosol
Molecular function (GO): protein binding
Source: RefSeq, a predicted model, not a curated record